ACUUCAGCAAAGAUGGCUGGAUUUCCAGGUGUUUCUGCUUUAUUCGAAAAUUCAAACGAAGUGUUUUUGGAUGUUUCAAAAUUAUUAAUAACUUACGCGGAUAAUAUUAUCAGGAACCCAAAUGAAGAAAAAUACAGAUCCAUUCGAAUCGGCAACCCUACAUUUGUCACCAAACUUCUUCCAAUAAAAGGAGCGGUCGAGUGCCUCUUUGAAAUGGGCUUUGAGGAGGCCGAGACCCACCUGUUUUUUCCGAGGUCAGCGUCUGUGGAUCAGCUGAGACGGGUGAGAGAGUCUCUAGCUGCAGAAAGAAACCAGAGAUUAGAAGCAGGUCAGUGUACAUCUUACCCUCAGAAUACAAGCCCGUGCAGCUCUACUGCCUCCGCUUCUCCUGCUUCUCCAACUCCUGUGCCUGCCACAGCCCCCCAACCUGCUGUACAACAGCAACAGUUCAGGAUAAACAGCCCAACCUUCCUCAGGACUCUGCAAGCAAACUUUCAGCAUGUGAUGAUGUAUGAGAAAUCUGACCUUCAGCAGAAAGCUUUGAGGUGUAUACCACAUGAACAGCUGAACUCCAGAGCAAAAGAACGACUUCAGCAGGCCAGAAAAGCAGACCCAGGUUGUGAUCUUGCUGAGGAGGACUUGUUGGUAAUGGAGUUGUUGCAGUGGUUUAAACAGGACUUCUUUUCCUGGGUGGACAGCCUGCCUUGCAGUCAGUGCCGGGGUAAUACCCGCCACGCUGGUCCCCUGACACCUUCUACAGAUGACCUUCGCUGGGAUGCUGGCAAUGUGGAAAACCACUUCUGUGACAGCUGUCACCUCAUCAACAGAUUUCCAAGGUACAACAAUCCUGAGAAGCUGCUGGAGACCAGAAGGGGGCGCUGUGGGGAAUGGGCCAACUGUUUCACUCUGUGCUGCAGGGCAGUGGGAUUGGAGGCCAGGUAUAUCUGGGACUCCACAGAUCAUGUGUGGACGGAGGUGUACUCUCACUCUCAGCGCCGCUGGCUGCACUGUGAUCCAUGUGAAAAUACGUGCGAUAAACCUCUGCUGUAUGAGAUCGGCUGGGGCAAAAAACUCUCCUACAUCUUUGCUUUUUCUAAAGAUCAGGUGGUUGAUGUGACAUGGCGUUACUCCUGUAAACAUGAGGAAGUCCUCUCCAGACGUACGAAGGUUCAGGAGACGUGGCUGCUACACACCGUCACUGGACUUAAUUCUGUGAAGCAGCAGUCACUGAAUCCUGAGAGAAACCGGGAGCUGCUGGAGAGGUUGUUGGUGGAGCUAGUGGAGUUUAUUUCCCCUAAGAUUCCCAAACCGGGAGAACUAGGAGGCAGAAUAUCAGGAUCUCUAGCCUGGAGGGCUGCACGUGAAGAGACUGGUGCUGCCAGUGCCAAAAAGAAGGCUGUAGAGUUUGUGUUCAUCCCCACCGAGCCAGAAAAGUGUGCAAAGUUAUUCCACCUGCAAUAUAAUGUGACCAAAGACUCUUACUGCAGAGUGCAUAAUGGUGCAGAGAAGAUCCAGGGCUGGGAAAACGCAGUGUGGAAGAAUGAGUCUGUGUUCAGGAAGGAAGAGCAGGACUGGCAGAUGGUGUACCUUGCCCGGACAGAGGGAUCGAUAUCUGGCAGGGUGUGUUGGAAAAUCAUGUGUGCUCCUGUCGGGAUGAAGAUCAAGUCAGUCUCAGUCAGAGCCACCAGUCAGACCUUUCACUCUGCUGAAGUCCUUUGGAAACUACGCUCUGCCCAAACCACCAUCGAGUUUCCCGGAGAUGGGGAAAUGCACUCACCAGUAGGUUUCUCAGGAUCUGGUGAACUGUUUGUAGAAGCAGAGCUGGGUGGAGGCGACGGAGACGCAGCUUGGCAACAUGCUCAGCUUUUCAGACAGAGUAUGAAGGAAGCAGAAGCACCUUCGUUAGAAAUCCUUGUAGAAAUGGAAGACGCCUGAUAGAUUAUUGCUCCAGAUUCUUUCUUUCUAUUGAGAAACAAGAAAUUGGUCAGUAAUGUCUGAGUCUAUGGUGAACGAAGUGUGAGUAGUAGAGACCUAGCACGCUCUCACUUUUAAUCAAGUCUGCUCUGUGUGUUAGUGCUUUGUACAUAGAAAUAUCAAUGAAAAAUGAAGUAUAGGUCUGUGAAAGACAGGAAAGGGUUCAAAUUAUUACAUUUUUAUUUAACAUGGUGAAACUUUGUGAGAGUCCAAUCAAGUUAUAAAGAGGACGGUUUUGAAUACUCUAUCCUCUGGAACUUUAUGUUGAAAUCUCCAUACUUUGGUUUCAUAGCAGAUAGAACACUGUUACCAAUGAGAAAUAUAAGAAAGCAGAUGUUUUAAUUAUUUUUAAUGUUUUACAUUUUUUAUUCAUCGAUUUUUAUUUGUUUUGUUUAUUACUAAGAAUCCCUCCGGAUUAAAGAUGGGUGAUGUUGUUAACGCCAUGCACCUUCUGUAUUUGUUUGCCCUGCUUGAGAUUCGAACCCCUGGAAUUCUUACCAUUACACCACAUGAGAAAAAAACUUAAAUAAUAGAUUUAAAUAAAUACAUUUAAAUAAAUAGUUAUUGUGUUAUUGCACAAUUUAAACAGUGGAAUUUGCACAAGAGUGUCCAAAGUUUUGCAUAACACUGUUUUGUGAUAGUAAGAAACAAUGAUGGCAUAAAGAUUUUGACACCCAACAAUAGAAUACUUAGAAAAGUGUAUCAAUGAUGUUGAUAUAAAGUAAUAAUGUUAUGUCAUACCACACAGUCCGCUGUGUCUGUUUUUUUUUUUGUUUUUUUUUGCAAUUUCUUAACUAAAUAAAUCGUUUUACAAUACCAUA
Molecule: messenger RNA, 2795 nt
Organism: Trichomycterus rosablanca
Lineage: Eukaryota; Metazoa; Chordata; Actinopteri; Siluriformes; Trichomycteridae
Gene: ngly1
Product: N-glycanase 1
Exons: 12
Coding region: 13-1935 (640 amino acids)
Biological process (GO): protein deglycosylation; protein quality control for misfolded or incompletely synthesized proteins; glycoprotein catabolic process
Cellular component (GO): cytosol; nucleus; cytoplasm
Molecular function (GO): peptide-N4-(N-acetyl-beta-glucosaminyl)asparagine amidase activity
Source: RefSeq, a predicted model, not a curated record